AUGUCUGGAAAUGGCUUGCAGCACUGCGGGCGCACAUCUGCCGGAUGCGCGGGAAACGGCAGCAGGAGCAGGAGCAGCAGCAACAGCCAGCGGGUGGACAGGACAGGACCCUUCCGUAGUCCUGCGUCCUCCAUCCUCCAUCCUCCAUCCUCCAUCUUCCAUCCUCCAUCCGCCAUUCAAGUCCAGUGUCCGUUGUCCGGCACGUGCACUACGCCAAAAUGGCAAACGGAAGUUCAAAAGAGCAAAGAGCAUGCACCAAGGCAGCGGGUGGACCAGGAUAUGCAAAACAGCGGGCACAUAUCGCCCAGCCAUAACUCAGCGCGAGUUGCCAAAAUCCGAAUCUGCAAAAAGGACAAACGGCAGUUCUGA
Messenger RNA from Drosophila suzukii, 369 nucleotides. The record is from RefSeq and is a predicted model, not a curated record. NCBI's taxonomy places the organism in Eukaryota, Metazoa, Arthropoda, Insecta, Diptera, Drosophilidae.